AUGAGGCGGCGAAGAAGAAAGCGGAAUAUUUCCAGUCGAAUAUUCCCAUGGGGAAAUUUGUACACAAAAAUUGGUGCUUUCAUUGAGAGCACGAGUUAUACUCAACGCGUGCUCAAGGAAUCCGUUCCUCCUAUUUUCCAAUCCAUAGAAGCCUUCCAAACAACCAUGGUUGGAAGCAAGAAGACGAGAGACAAAGCCGCCGCGAUGGCUAAAUCCACGACGGCCCAAAGCCACUCCACCCACAAUCCCGCGAUCGACAUGGUGGCACCACCACCUCUCACCACCUCACCAACACACCGGCCGCCGCCGCCGCGAACAUGGUGGAACCUCUCAUCAAGAUGGGGCUGUUACAACCACCGACUUAGGCCCGGUCUUGGAGCAACUUCAAGCGUUCCCUCCAUUGCCUCCACGCUCGACAAUGGACGACCAAAGCAAUCUGAUGAGGCAACUCCUCAACCAAAUAAGCUUGGCUCAAAACCUUGGCCUUGGACAACUGGGCGAAGAGAGAAGGAUGGACAAACGCACGGUAGGCAGCUCGACGGGUAUCAAACAGGUCGAGCAGGAGUGAGCAGACAAGGCGAGGGACAACAACAUGAUCGGCUUACCGACAUGUCGCAAGCAUCUGCAAGCCGCACUCAGAGCAGAUUAAGCUUAAGGAACAACGUGCACGAAGGCUGGGCCCACGACUUGACAUCCGUGCCCGCUUGGGUCCGCAAGGAAAUGUACAUAAAGGCUAGGCCCCUAGGGAGCUGGACAACCCUCACAAUGAGGACUAUGAGGAAAGGCGCUCUCGCUACUCACUCUCAAAGAGUUGAUUCUCGUCGGCAAGCUACAGAAAAUCCUUCGCAAGCGCAGUCCAAUAACACGCCCCUAGGCAGCGCAGCGAGAAGGUUGACCACGCAGACAACGAGGAGGUCAAUCAGCAUCGCCCAAACUCGCGAAGACCUGAAGACCGGUGGGAAUUUGAAGACGCACUACGUAAGAGAUGGACCAGGCAAACUCCACACCUUUCACUGCCGAAAUCGAGCAAGCUGCUCUCCUCCGAAGCGAUUCUCAACACCCACGUUCACACACUUCAAAAGGGAUUCUGAUCCCGAGAGCCACCUAAAACACUUCAAAAGUGUCAUGAUCCUCCACAAGGCCGACGACGCGCUAAUGUGCAAGCUUCAAGGAGCUGGCUUAUGUCUUCACCAAAGAAUACACCUCUUACCGGACAUCAAGAAGAACCCUGACCACCUGUACAACUUGCGCAAGAAGUCCGACGAAUCCCUUCGAGAUUACAUCAAGAGAUUCAAAGCAGAAAAUGCCAACAUUGUAGGAUGUGACGAUCGAAUCGCGUCAUCUGCCUUCAAGAAAGGUCUUCCAGCUAAACAUGACUUGUACCUCGAGCUGACUAUCACUCCUAGCCAGACUCUGGCAGAGGUCUACGCGACCGCAGAACCACAACGCGCUUUGGGAUGA
Molecule: messenger RNA, 1461 nt
Organism: Prunus armeniaca (apricot)
Lineage: Eukaryota; Viridiplantae; Streptophyta; Magnoliopsida; Rosales; Rosaceae
Source: the annotation of a GenBank genome assembly